Micropterus salmoides (largemouth bass) is the source of this 5032-nucleotide messenger RNA. It is a transcript of the gene ptk7b, whose product is annotated as protein tyrosine kinase 7b. The transcript has 19 exons. Gene Ontology annotation, cellular component: neuronal cell body; axon; plasma membrane. The record is from RefSeq and is a predicted model, not a curated record. Gene Ontology annotation, molecular function: ATP binding; axon guidance receptor activity; protein kinase activity. Gene Ontology annotation, biological process: protein phosphorylation; homophilic cell-cell adhesion; synapse organization. The annotation marks the transcript as partial. NCBI's taxonomy places the organism in Eukaryota, Metazoa, Chordata, Actinopteri, Centrarchiformes, Centrarchidae.
AAUGUUAACAGCAGCCCCAUUCUAAUCCCCUUUCUUUUACUUUCCCUCUCUCUCUCUCUCUUUCUCCCUCCAAUUCCAGUUCUGUCCAUCCAGGCCGCUGCCAUCCAGUUCACCAAGGAGCCCAAGUCCCAGGAUGCCUUGCACGGCCGUAGCGCCAUGCUACGCUGCGAGGUCAGCGAUCCGGCUGACAUCAGCUACGGCUGGCUUCACGACGGCCAUCCCCUGGAAAACAGUGAGAGGCGCUUCCAGGAGGGUAGCAACCUCAAGUUCACCGCUGUGGAUCGGCAACUGGACGCUGGGAACUUUGAGUGCGUUGCAAAAAACUUGGUCACAGGAGAGGCACUCCACUCCACCAAUGCCUCCUUCAAUAUCAAGUGGUUAGAAAGUGGUGGUGUGACUUUAAAGGAGCCUGCCUCAGAAGGGGAGAUCGAGAGCUCAGCUCCGGUCACGUUGCGCUGUCAUAUUGAUGGACACCCACGGCCGACAUGCCAGUGGUUCAAGGACGGGGUGAAGCUCACCGAGAAGAGCCAUCAGAUCAACAGCAAGGAGAGGACACUCACCUUCAAGAGUGCCAGUCCAGACGACAAUGGCCUGUACUACUGCUGUGCCAAGAAUGCAGCCGGGCACGUCUGCAGCAGCAGCAACUUUACUCUCAACAUUAUAGAUCAAAGUUUUCCACGACCAGUGGUCACUCCUAAGGACCAGGUGGUGUUGAAGAACGAGGAGGCCAUGUUCCACUGCCAGUUUACUGCUGUGCCGGAACCCACGCUGGAGUGGUACCACGAAAACGAGCUGCUGGCAAACAAGUCUCGUGUGAUCCUGUUCUCCAACGGCACACUUCUGAUCACCCAGGUCAAGCCCAGGAACACAGGGACCUACAAGUGUGUUGGCAGUGGCAUCAGAGGGUCCCCUGUUAAACUGGAGGCCUCCCUCCUCAUAGCUGAGAUAGAAGACAUGGUGCUCAAGAUGUCGAAGGUUUUCACAGCGGACACCUUCCAGCGGGUAGCCUGCCCGGCCCCCCGUGGCAGACCUGAGCCCAAGGUCUGGUGGGAGAGAGCAGGUCAGCGGGUGCCCACAGAGGGCAGAGUGCACCAGGAAGGGCUGGAUCUGGUCUUCAGACCCACAGAGGAGGGAGAUUCAGGCACCUACACCUGCGUGGCCCAGAACAAGGCAGGGCGCAGGACACUGGAGGUCACCUUCACUGUGGCCACUGCCCCAGUGUGGGUGGUGAGGCCUCAGGACAGCCACUUAGAGGAAGGUAAACCAGGUUAUCUUCACUGUCACGCUCAGGCCAACCCUGAACCUGAGGUCACCUGGCUCCGCAACAACAUUGUGAUCACACCAGAGGACAUGCGUUAUAAGCUGUUCUCUAACGGCACCCUCAGGAUCAACAAUGUGGAGGUUUAUGACGGACAGAUAUACGGCUGUGAAACCAAGACUGAUGGCGGCCGACUGUCUGGGCAGGCUCGAGUUAUUGUGCUUGAGAAGCUGAAGUUCACCCCGACCCCCCAGCCUGCUCAGUGCCUUGAGCUGGAUAACAAGAUCACCAUCCAGUGCUCAGCUAAAGGCAGACAGAUCCCCACCAUUCGCUGGAUGAAAACAGACGGAGGAGAGCUGCCGCCUCACGUGGAGCAGAGGAACGGCCAGCUCCACUUCACCAAAGUCACCCGCAGCGACGGCGGCAACUACACCUGCUUCGCCUUCAACAGCCUCCAGGGGAAUAUCACAGCCGUGGUGACCCUCACUGUGGCCGUGUACAUUCGCUUUAAGGUGGAACCAGAGAAUACAACGGUAUACCAAGGUCACACAGCCAUCCUGCACUGUCAGGCAACCGGUGACCCCGAGCCUCACAUCCACUGGAUGGUCAAAGACAAGAUGCUGGACAUCAGUAAGAACGGGAGGUUACAAAAGAUGUCCAAUGGCUCCUUGUUGAUUAAAGACGUCACUACAGAUGACACCGGCAGAUACACGUGUGUCGCCGGAAACAGCUGCAGCAUCAAAGACCGCGUGGCUCAGUUGUAUGUAGUUGACAAACCAGUGCAUGCCUUUGAUGAAAAUGGGGACAAGGCUCCUUACAAGAUGAUCCAAACCAUCGGCCUUUCAGUGGGAGCGGCCGUGGCUUACAUCAUCGUCGUGCUAGGGCUCAUGUUCUACUGCAAAAAGAGACGCAACGCCAAAAGACUGCAGAAAGGCCACGACGGAGAGGAGCCAGAGAUGGAGUGUCUCAAUGGAGGGGCCGUUCAACAAAACGGCCACACCACUGCUGAGAUCCAGGAAGAGGUGGCACUUACCAAUAUGGGUACCAUGGCAACAACCGAGAAGCGCCACAGCCAUGUGAACAAUGAUAAGCUCCACUUUCCUCGAGCGAACUUACAAACCAUCACUACUUUAGGUAAAGGGGAGUUUGGUGAGGUGCUGCUAUGCAAAGCUAAGGGUAUCGAGGAGAGCGAGGAGGAGACGGUGGUGUUGGUGAAGAGCCUGCAGAGCCGAGAUGAACAGCUCCAGCUCGACUUCCGCCGCGAAGCUGAAAUGUUCGCCAAGCUCAGCCACCCCAACGUCGUCCGCCUGUUGGGCCUGUGUAGGGAGGCAGAGCCCCACUACUCGAUCCUAGAGUACUAUGACCUGGGAGACCUAAAGCAGUUCCUGAGAAUUUCCAAAAGCAAAGAUGACAAGAUCAAAUCUCAGCCUAUCAGCACCAAGACCAAAGUUUCCAUCUGUGCCCAGGUGGCUCAUGGGAUGGAGCAUCUGUCCAAUCACCGUUUCGUUCACAAAGACCUAGCCGCCCGAAACUGUCUGAUCAGCAGUCAGAGGCGUGUGAAAGUGUCGUCGCUCAGCCUCAGCAAGGACGUCUACAACAGUGAGUACUUCCACUACAGACAGGCAUGGAUCCCGCUGCGCUGGCUCCCAGCAGAGUCUGUGUUUGAGGAUGACUUCUCCACCAAGUCUGACGUGUGGGCCUUUGGAGUGUUGAUGUGGGAGGUGUUCAGCCACGGGGAAAUGCCAUACACCAAACUCAGUGACGAUGAGGUGCUGGAAGCUCUGAAGACAGGGAAGCUGAAGCUGCCCGUUCCAGACGGAUGUCCUUCCAAAAUCUACAAGCUCAUGGCUCGCUGCUGGGCGCUAAGCCUCAAAGAGCGUCCCUCCUUCACUGAAAUUGUCCACACCCUGGGAGAGCUGCCCUCUGACAGCAAAGUCUGAGUCAACCAUAGCCCCACAUCAGAGGGGAACUUUGAACGACCCCCUUCCCCCAAAAUAUAGACAGGAAUGCUGGAUUAUUAGUCUCACACAUUUCAGGGAAGAGGGUUGAGGAGAAAAACACUUUUUGUAUAUGCAUUUCAAACAGUGGACGUGUGGGUAAGACUUCUUUGCUACAUCAGUGGAAACGCACUCACGUUUGUGUGAAUGGCUUCAUGUGAGCAGUGGCAGGAGUUUAUGUUUGCCUUAACCGCAGCAUGGAUGACACUCCCCCCUCCAGUCACUGUCUGUCGUUCCAUUGUAACCCUGCCUGCCCGGAUGCAGCCGCUCUAUCCCAGAGACACUUUGUUUCACAGAGCCUCACAACCUCAGUGCCUCUACCCCCUCCACACACACACACACACACACACACACACACACACACACACACACACACACACACACACACACACACACACACACACACCCAGCUAUCCAAAUGCUCUGUUGGGAUGUUAGAUACAGUGCUUUCACCGGCUCAGAUCAAUAGAAAUUAUUGGUCAGAAGAUUAGGAACAUCCCCGAAAUUUAGGUCCCCUGCUCUGUCAAGUCCUCUGUAUUGAAAGAGAAGUUCUCACUUCUAAUGUGACUUCAGAGGAGCGUUGAAGCUUCUUAAAUAUUCUGUGUGUUGAGUGAGAUCGUUUCAACGGGUCUGUUAAAAUUCAAUUGGUCUGCCACUCUAAUCCUGAAGGAGACGCCUAGCUACUCAGGCCACCAAGGACCCACCACCGUCAUCCAAAGUGUGUGUGUGUGUGUGUGUGUGUGUGCACGCGCAUGUGUGUGCGGCACUGAACUGUUCCCAUGCUACAGUGUACCUUCAAAGAAGAAGUGGAAUUGGCUUUUGCAUGAAGGUUCGUCGUCCGUUACACUCGUGAUUUGCGACAUAAGAAAACUUGUGGAAAAAGUAAUCCAUGUUAUGGUAACACUUCAGGAACAUUUAAAAAAAGAAGAAGAAAAAGAUCAAGUUCAUAGCCAAGGAAUAUAUUGAAUAGAUGAGAUUGUGCCAGUGUGGGCUCUAUAUGUUUUGCUGAGUAUGUUCUGUUCUUGUAUUAACUUUGAGGUGCUUAUUGGUGACCACCCAUGGGUAAGAAUACUCAUUAUACCACAUUAACAUGAUCAUGUCGUGUCAGUUGCAGUGAUGCAGCCUAUCACUGUGUUUAACCUGCAGCAUUUUGUCAGAGGUCCAAUCACAGUUUCCCUCCCGGUCCAAUUGUUUUGUGCAGCGCUGCAAAGUGGACCAUCAGUCCACGCAAUGUGUACAUAAUGUAGAAGCCAUGCACUAACUUCACUUAAAAGAAUAUCCCUCUUUAUCUCUAUCAUGUUGUGUAGUAGGACAUGCAGGUGCCUGUUUAUUUAUGAUGAAGGUCCUGUCUUUUUUUAACUAUGUUUCUAAUAGGAAGGUACUUCUCUGAUGCUAUGUAAUCAUUGUCAUGGUCCAUCUCGGUGUGCGUUCAGUCUGAUAACCAGCUGAAUAUGCUAACACAAAGUACAAAGGAGGUCAAAAGAGUGACUGCUGGUCACCAGUACUCAUUUAAGUGCCUGGUAAAUGAAGGAUUAUCUUAACUGUUUCCCUCUUUUCUUCUCAUUUUUUUUACAUUAUCUAAUCAAAUGCAAUGGCCUUUGUUUAUGAACAUGUUUUUAUACAUUGUUUUUAGUGUAAUGUUUUGUUUUUAUGAAUGCUAGGCACUCACACCUAGACCUUUUUUUUUUUUUUAUCUGCUUCAGCAAAUGUUCACAGUAAUCAGAUAUAUAUACAAAAGUAUACAUGCUGCUGUCAAUAAAGGUCCACAGUGUUUUUA